Molecule: messenger RNA, 1469 nt
Organism: Mastomys coucha (southern multimammate mouse)
Lineage: Eukaryota; Metazoa; Chordata; Mammalia; Rodentia; Muridae
Gene: Rpl3l
Product: ribosomal protein L3 like
Exons: 10
Coding region: 96-1385 (429 amino acids)
Biological process (GO): translation; ribosomal large subunit assembly
Cellular component (GO): cytosolic large ribosomal subunit; ribosome
Molecular function (GO): RNA binding; structural constituent of ribosome
Source: RefSeq, a predicted model, not a curated record
ACACCCUGAACAGAACUGGUAUUCCGGGGGAGGGGAGGGGACAAUCCUGGAACUGUGAGGAACGGGGCUUGAAGAGGCAGCAAAGGGCCAGAGCUAUGCUCUUGGGGCAAGAGAUAGAUAAGUCACAGCUGCUGCUCUAUGCUAACUGUCCUGGACCCUUGCAGUCCCACCGGAAGUUCUCUGCCCCUAGACAUGGACACCUGGGUUUCCUGCCCCACAAGAGGAGCCGGAGGCACCGGGGCAAGGUGAAGAGCUGGCCUCGGGAUGACCCCAGCCAGCCCGUGCACCUCACAGCCUUCCUGGGCUACAAGGCCGGCAUGACCCACACACUUCGCGAAGUGCACCGACCCGGACUCAAAAUUUCUAAGCGAGAGGAGGUAGAAGCUGUGACAAUUGUGGAGACACCACCGCUAGUGGUAGUGGGUGUGGUGGGCUACGUGGCCACUCCCAGAGGCCUGAGGAGCUUCAAGACCAUCUUUGCCGAACACCUCAGCGAUGAGUGCCGCCGGCGAUUUUACAAGGACUGGCACAGGAGUAAGAAGAAAGCCUUUACGAAAGCCUGCAAGAGGUGGCGAGACGCUGACGGCAAGAAGCAGCUGCAGAAAGACUUCGCUGCCCUGAAGAAAUACUGCAAGGUCAUUCGGGUCAUUGUCCACACCCAGAUGAGGCUGCUCCCCUUUCGGCAGAAGAAGGCCCACAUCAUGGAGAUUCAGCUGAAUGGUGGCACUGUGGCUGAGAAGGUGGCGUGGGCUCAGGCACGGUUGGAGAAGCAGGUGCCCGUACACAGUGUGUUCAGCCAGAGUGAAGUUAUUGAUGUCAUUGCUGUCACGAAGGGCCGGGGUGUUAAAGGGGUCACCAGUCGCUGGCAUACCAAGAAGCUGCCAAGGAAGACCCACAAAGGCCUGCGCAAGGUGGCCUGCAUUGGUGCCUGGCACCCUGCCCGAGUAGGCUGCUCCAUCGCCCGGGCUGGGCAGAAGGGUUACCACCACCGUACAGAGCUGAACAAGAAGAUCUACCGCAUUGGCCGGGGGCUGCACAUGGAAGAUGGGAAGAUGGUCAGAAACAACGCAUCUACCAGCUACGAUGUCACUGACAAGUCUAUCACACCUCUGGGUGGCUUCCCCCACUAUGGAGAAGUGAACAAUGACUUCAUCAUGUUAAAGGGCUGCAUUGCAGGUACCAAGAAGCGGGUGAUCACGCUGAGGAAGUCCCUCCUGGUGCACCACAGCCGCAGGGCCCUGGAGAACAUUGAGCUCAAGUUCAUUGACACCACUUCUAAGUUUGGCCAUGGAUGUUUUCAGACAGCGCAGGAGAAGAGGGCCUUCAUGGGUCCCCAAAAGAAACAUCUGGAGAAAGAGAAGCCGGAGACCUCGGGAAACAUAUAAGAUGCCUGGAAUGGAGCACACCUGGGAUGGGGUGUUCUUGCUGUCUGUCCUAUCCUUGUUCAAUAAAGUCCUGAGGCCACUCUC